CAUGGCUGUCUUCCUCCUCAAGUCCAAGGCAAUACCCACCUCCGUCAUAGCCUUCGCCGGCGAUGUCCCGCUCCUCGCCGGCGGCGUAGUUCAGGACAACGGCAUCUCGCCGCGUACGCCGAUGAGUAUAUUCCGUACAAGCCCAGGCGAGAAGAUGCUGGAGAUGGUGGCCUCGUUCCCGUCGCCGGAGGGAUUCUGCAGCAUCGACUGAGCGAAGCCAUCUGCGUCCAACGACUUCUCGUGCCAGGCUGGUCUCAUUGCGGGCGGCCUCGAGAACGGCAUGGUCGCCAUGUGGAACCCGGACCUGAAGCUCCGGAAACUACCUUCUUAUCUACCUGACGAGGAGAUCCUCAAGCCCCACCCAGAUGGCGUUCAAACUUGGAUUCGCAAGGACUUCGAGGUCAUCGAGGACUACCUCGACCAAGUUCAAGUUGAUGGAAACUCCAGGGCUCUACAUCUCCAAGUGUCCCCCACUUAUCAGGAAAUGUCUGGAAAUUUGAUGGUGGAAUACCAAGACGACAUUAUGUGUCGCACCAGCAGCUCUGGCGUUGUUGCUUUGUUUGCCAAACAUACUGGAAAGGUUAGAGGCCUGUCGUUCAACCCCAAUGCACCGAAUCUGCUGGCUUCGGGUGCUGCUGAUGGGCGGAUUAUGCUGUAUGACCUUGCCCAUCCUUUGGCUGAGACAAUCCCUGUUCAGUUAUGUGAUUCUCCUGAUGAAGAAAUAUCUUGCCUCUGCUGGAACUCCUAUAAAGUUCAUGUCAUAGCAUCUACAACCACUUGUGGAAGAAUAUGUUUCCAUGAUACCAGAGCAAAAACCAUCAUUGGAUGGUAA
Messenger RNA from Oryza sativa Japonica Group (Japanese rice), 832 nucleotides. The record is from RefSeq and is a predicted model, not a curated record. NCBI's taxonomy places the organism in Eukaryota, Viridiplantae, Streptophyta, Magnoliopsida, Poales, Poaceae.